AUGAACGAGCACAUAGCCAGAUCGGGAAAAAGUAUUUCCAAUAUUCAACAUCAUUCUGUGCCAACCUCCUUACGAAAAGCGAAGACAUUCCUCGAAGAUGAAUAUCUAAGAGAAAUAACUGCCGCAAGUGAUGACCGCUGUUUUUAUUUUCAAGCCAAAUGCUGCCAUAGCUUUAGAAAGAACGAUCCCCCACAUCAAUUAAAACUGGCGUUGUGUAUUUUCAAGGGAGACGUUUUAGACAGCAGCUGUACGUGUGUCGCAGGAAAGGCUGGAUUUUGCAACCGUAUUUCAGCCUUGAUGUUCAAAAUUUGCAAGUGUACCCUCUUUGAAGCGAAGACUACCAAGGAUCUAUGUCAAGAAAAGGACGAGAAUCCAGAGUUGGCGUGUACAUCUCAGCUUCAAAGAUGGCACAAAAAAGGAGGCGGCGAAAACAUAGUUCCCCAGCCAGUUAUGGAGGUUUAUGUUACCAAAACGAAGCUUGAUGAGCCCAGCAGUUCAAGAGGAUCAGGUGGUGUGAAAUGUCUUCUUUAUGAAGCCCGAAAGCAGCCACAUUAUGACCCCAAGAAAUAGGCAUCUUUUAAGACAGAACUUGCUACAAUUGACCCAAACAUGGGUUUUGCUCAUUUGAGUAAAAGUAACAACUCAAGUGGUGAAACAGCACAGACAAAAUAUGGAGAGACUCCUGUUGGCUCUUUUCUAAGCUACCAGGUGUCAUUCACGGAGUCUAACUUUUCAGCAGAGGCAGAUUUAAAGGCAGUACCCCGGAAUAAUGUGCUUUCUGACAGCAUAACAGCAUAUCCAAGGUUUCCCUUAGCCAAUGAAAAUCCUAUGGUUACCCCUCGAGAACUGAGUAGUGAGGAAGCAGCUUUGUUAUCACAUUUAUCUGUGGAUGAAGACAAGGUGAACACAAUUGAAGCUACCUCAAGGGAACAAUCAGAGUCUGAAAUCUGGAAAAAGGAACGCACUUAUCGAUUCACUGCGUCAAGUUUUCAGCUGAUCGCCAAGCGGCAACGAAAUCAUGAGAGCUUUGCUCAAUCGAUUAUGCAUCCAAAGCCCUUUACUUCAAAGUAUGUUGCUCAUGGAAUGAAGUAUGAACCUGUUGCUCUCAGAGAGUAUGAAAAAUUCAUGUUCAACAGGAAAACACCUGUUGCUGUACUUAAAAGUGGAUUUGUUGUAUCCGAAGCAUUUCCUGUUCUUGGCGCAUCACCCGAUGCCAAAGUUAUUGACUUUGGAUGCUCUAUUUGUUUUGGUUUAGCUGAGGUGAAAUGUCCUCAUACCAAGUUCCAUGUGACCCCCCUUGAGGCAUGCUCGGACCCAAAUUUCUUCAUGGAGAAGAGAAGUGACACACAAUGUAGACUUAAAAGGGACCAUGCCUACUAUGGCCAGGUCCAGGGACAGAUGGGUGUGACAGGUGCAAAAUGGUGCGAUUUUAUUGUGUACACUAGCAAAGGGAUUUACAUUGAACGAAUUGCAUUUGAUCCUGUCUACUGGGGUAACCUUAAGAAUGAACUCCUGCGGUAUUAUUUUGAACAUUUCUUAAAAUUUGCAUCAGCAGAUUUUCACAACUCUGCUUAA
Molecule: messenger RNA, 1575 nt
Organism: Porites lobata
Lineage: Eukaryota; Metazoa; Cnidaria; Anthozoa; Scleractinia; Poritidae
Source: the annotation of a GenBank genome assembly